Molecule: messenger RNA, 2003 nt
Organism: Syngnathoides biaculeatus (alligator pipefish)
Lineage: Eukaryota; Metazoa; Chordata; Actinopteri; Syngnathiformes; Syngnathidae
Gene: elk3
Product: ETS transcription factor ELK3
Exons: 5
Coding region: 360-1553 (397 amino acids)
Biological process (GO): cell differentiation; regulation of transcription by RNA polymerase II
Cellular component (GO): nucleus
Molecular function (GO): DNA-binding transcription factor activity, RNA polymerase II-specific; sequence-specific DNA binding
Source: RefSeq, a predicted model, not a curated record
GCUGGCUGGCUGUUUCGCCAUGUGUGCCGACUGGCGUCCGUCAGCGGGAAGGCAGCAGAGGCGGAGAGGAGGGGAGGAAACGCGUGUUUACACAGACGGCAGAGCGCCUGGGGAAUCGUCGGCGAGAGGAAGUGAGCCGCCGGCUCUGCGUCUGCCCGCUCCGUCCGACUUCCUGCUCGGAGAAAGAAAAAGCGCAGGAUCCGAUUUCAGGCCGAGCACAAGCCGCGUAGCGAGCAUGGAAAAACAACCAGUUUCUCCGGCGGCGGCGGCGGCGGCGGCGGCGGUGGCGGUAACGGCGACGGCGGCGUCGCGCUAAACUUCCUCGGCGGGCAAGAAAGGCCACGGAAGUCAUCGCAGCUAUGGACAGCGCCAUCACCCUGUGGCAGUUCCUGCUGCAGCUGCUGCUGGACCAGAGCCACAAGCACCUCAUCUGCUGGACGUCCACGGACGGCGAGUUCAAGCUGCUCAAGUCCGAGGAGGUGGCCAAGCUGUGGGGGCUGCGCAAGAACAAGACCAACAUGAACUACGACAAACUCAGCCGGGCGCUGCGAUACUACUACGACAAGAACAUCAUCAAGAAGGUGAUCGGCCAGAAGUUUGUCUACAAGUUUGUCUCCUUCCCCGAGAUCCUCAAGAUGGAUCCCCAGAUGGUGGAGAUGGGCUUAGCUUCCGGAAGGUUCCCCGCCCUGCAGGAAGGCGAGGCGCCCGCACCGGACGCGGACGAGGAGGAGGAGGCGGCGGCGGCGGCGGCGGCGGCGGAGGAAACGGAGGAAGAGGCCGAGGAGUCCCGGAGGAGGGCGCGGGCGGCCGUCCUGGGCUUGCAGCAGAGCCGGAACGAAUACCUGCGCUCGGGCCUGUACUCGUCCUUCAGCGUGGCCUCGCUCCAGAACCAGCCCGAGCUGCUCAGGGUUCUGCAGGAGGAGCCGCGGUCCGUCAUCCGCUUCGGCGCCAACGACGCCAAAGCCGAGGCCUACGUCUCCCCCGGGCCGCCCGCCCGAAGCCGGGGCAACCGGGACGAAGACGAGGGGGAGGAGCGGGAGGGGGACUUCUCGGAGCCGAGCGCCCAGCCCCUCAACCUCUCGUCCGGGCACAGGGAACGGGCCCUGCGGCCCCCUCCCGAAAAGAGGAGCGGCGGCGGCGGCGGCGGCGGAAGAAGCUCCUCCUCGUCAACCAGUAGUUGUAGUCGAGGAGACGGACUGCCGGCCAGAAGCAAAAAGCCCAAAGCUCUGGACAUCUCGGCCCCGUCCCUGCUGCUGGCGGGCAGCGACAUCGGCUCCAUCGCGCUCAACAGCCCGGCGCUGCCGUCCGGGUCGCUCACCACCGCCUUCUUCGCGGCGCAGACUCCCUCCGGUCUGCUGCUGGCCCACAGUCCGCUCUUGUCCGGGAUCCACUUGUGGAGCAGCCUCAGCCCCGUGGCCCCGCUCAGCCCCGCCCGGCGGCAGGGCCACGCCUCCUUGUUCCAGUUCCCCAGCCUAAUCAACGGACACAUGCCUGUCCCCCUGCCAAGCCUGGAAGGAGCCCCCUCCUCGUCCUCCGGUGCCCACAAAUCCUGAUCCGGUGCCCCCCCCCCCCCCCCUUCAUCCUGGUCAACAUCCUUUUGUGACCUCAUUUGUGGUUUUUUUUUUUUUUGUCUUGGGGUUUUUUGCACUUGGGUUGCUUGAGGCGGCAGCGGUGAAAGCGCUCGGUUAAAACCAACCAAAAAUGUAAAAAAGAAAAGGAAGCCAUAACGCUGGCGGCUCGAACGCAGCUCGUUUCUAACGCUUUUGUCUUUUUUGUAUUGUAUGUAACAUAUGCACUAUGCUUCCAGAUAGUACCGGCUGUGCCUUAAUUUUGUCCUCCCGUCCCAACUUCUCUUCAUGAAAAUCCCCCCCCCCCCCCUUUUUUUUUUUAAAAGUACUUUCCUCUUUUUUAUACUGGAUGUGGUAUACAGUGUGUAUUCUGUAUAAUUUUGUAUCGUGAAGAACGUCAUCCAUUUUCAAUAAACCAAGCAUUGAAUGCUUCAA